Molecule: messenger RNA, 3343 nt
Organism: Marmota flaviventris (yellow-bellied marmot)
Lineage: Eukaryota; Metazoa; Chordata; Mammalia; Rodentia; Sciuridae
Source: RefSeq, a predicted model, not a curated record
AUGGCGGGUCUGACGGCGGCGGCCCCGAGGCCCGGAGUCCUGCUGCUCUUGCUGGCCCUCCUCCACCCCGCGCAGCCCGGAGGGGUCCCAGGGGCUGUUCCUGGUGGAGUUCCUGGAGGAGUCUAUUAUCCAGGGGCUGGUCUUGGAGGCCUGGGAGGAGGAGCUCUGGGGCCCGGAGGCAAACCACCCAAACCAGGUCCUGGAGGGCUUGCGGGCGCUGGCCCCGGGGCAGGGCUGGGAGCCUUCCCUGCGGGUGCCUUCCCGGGGGGCGUGGUGCCAGGUGGAGCUGCUGGAGCUGCUGCAGCCUAUAAGGCUGCCAAGGCUGGUGCUGGGCUCGGAGGCGUCGGCGGAGUUGGUGGGGUUGGAGUGUCCACAGGUGCCGUGGUCCCUCAGGUUGGAGCUGGAGUCGGUGUCGGAGCUGGAGCGAAGCCAGGGAAAGUGCCCGGUGUGGGGCUCCCAGGUGUAUACCCAGGUGGCGUGCUCCCCGGAGCUCGGUUCCCUGGAGUAGGGGUGCUCCCUGGGGUGCCCACCGGAGCAGGAGUCAAGGCCAAGGCCCCAGGUGGAGGCGGAGCUUUUGCAGGAAUCCCAGGGGUCGGGCCCUUUGGGGGCCAGCAGCCUGGGGUCCCACUGGGAUACCCCAUCAAGGCACCCAAGCUCCCAGGUGGCUACGGACUGCCCUACGCCAAUGGGAAAGCACCCUUCAGCUACGGACCCGGAGGAGUGGCUGGUGCCGCAGGCAAGGCCGGCUACCCAACGGGGACAGGAGUGGGCCCCCAGGCGGCCGCAGCGGCAGCAGCUAAGGCAGCGAAGUAUGGUGCUGGAGGAGCUGGCGUCAUCCCUGGUGUUGGAGGUGGUGGCAUUCCUGGCGGGGCUGGUGCGAUUCCUGGGAUUGGAGGCAUUGCAGGGGCCGGGACUCCUGCGGCUGCUGCUGCUGCUGCAAAGGCAGCCGCCAAGGCUGCGAAGUACGGAGCUGCUGGGGGCUUAGUGCCUGGUGGGCCAGGAGUUAGGGUCCCAGGUGUUGGGAUCCCAGGUGUCGGCGGAGUCCCAGGUGUUGGGAUCCCAGGUGUCGGCGGAGUCCCAGGUGUUGGAGUCCCAGGUGUUGGAGUCCCAGGCAUUGGGGUCCCAGGUGUUGGGGUCCCAGGGGCCGUGUCACCUGCUGCUGCUGCCAAAGCAGCCGCCAAAGCAGCCAAAUAUGGGGCCAGAGCUGGAGUGGGCGUUGGAGGCAUCCCCACGUACGGGGUUGGUGCUGGGGGCUUUCCUGGCUAUGGUGUUGGAGCAGGCCUUGGAGGUGUCCCUGGAGCUGGCCUUGGAGGUGUCCCCGGAGCUGGCCUUGGAGGUGUCCCCGGAGCUGGCCUUGGAGGUGUCCCUGGUGCUGGCCUUGGAGGUGUCCCCGGAGCUGGCCUUUCCCCUGCAGCCCAAGCAGCCGCUGCGGCUAAAGCUGCCAAGUACGGUGCUGGAGGAGCUGGAGCCCUGGGAGGGCUGGUGCCAGGUGCAGUGCCAGGUGCAGUGCCAGGUUUAGUGCCAGGUGUGCCAGGAGCCGCAGGGGUGCCAGGAGUCGGGACCCCUGCAGCUGCAGCCGCCAAAGCUGCCGCCAAAGCUGCCCAGUUUGGAUUGGGCCCUGGAGUCGGCGGAGUUCCUGGUGGAGUUGGGGUUCCUGGUGGAGUUGGGGUUCCUGGUGGCAUUGGAGUUCCUGGUGGUGUCGGGGUUCCUGGUGGCGUCGGGGUUCCUGGUGGCGUUGGGGUUCCUGGUGGCAUUAUUCCCGGUGGUAUCGCAGGACCCGCUGCUGCCAAAUCCGCUGCUAAAGCUGCCGCCAAAGCUCAGUACCAGGCAGCUGCUGGGCUGGGUGCCGGGGUUCCCGGAUUAGGAGCUGGUGCCGGGGUUCCUGGAUUUGGAGCUGGUGCCGGGGUUCCUGGAUUUGGAGCUGGUGCCGGGGUUCCUGGAUUUGGAGCUGGUGCCGGGGUUAGACAGAAACUGCCCUCCCUGAGCUCAAAGGCAGGAGACCCCUCCUCCUCCCAGCACAGCUCCCCCUGGCACCCAGAGGUGCACAUGCCUGGAUCUCUGGCCGCUGCCAAAGCUGCCAAAUAUGGAGCAGGGGGCGCUGGGGCCCUGGGAGGCGUCGGGGGUCUCGGUGGAGUAGGAGUCCCAGGUGGCGUGGCAGGGGCCGGACCUGCCGCCUCUGCUGCUGCUGCCAAGGCUGCUGCCAAAGCCGCCCAGUACGGCCUCGGGGUCGGUGGGCUCGGAGCCGGAGGACUGGGGGUCGGUGGGCUCGGGGCCGGAGGAGCCGUCCCCGGCGUUGGCUUUGGAGGUGUGUCCCCAGCUGAAGCUGCUAAAGCAGCCAAAUAUGGUGCUGCUGGCCUUGGAGGUGUCCUAGGAGCCACCAGGCCAUUCCCAGGUGGAGGAGUGGCAGCGAGACCUGGCUUCGGAUUGUCUCCCAUUUUCCCAGGUGGGGCCUGCCUGGGGAAAUCCUGUGGCCGGAAGAGAAAGUGAGCUUCCCAGGACCCCUGACUCGCGACCUCAUCAACGUUGGUGCUACUGCUUGGUGGAGAAUGUAAACCCUCUGUGAUCCCACCCCAAGCCCCACUCAAUGCCCACCCGGGAGGGGACGGUAGGCCGGCGGCCUUGGAAAUCCACAGAACAAGGAAUCAAGAGCAGUGGCCACGUGCCCCGACUGGGAGGCCACCAGCUCCAGAGGCCAGGGCCGGUGGGCUCAGCCCCAGCCCCACCCCUCCUCCUGGGAGCUCCCCCCACACAGUCUCCAUCUCCAGGGGAAAUUGGUGCUACUUGUUGGUGCUUUUGUCUUCCUGGGGGGAGGGAGGAGGGUAGGGCAGCCCCUGGGGGACCCCCACCUGGGCUCCUCUGAAGAUGGUGCAGAUGCUUCCUGGGCAGUCCCACCUCCCCCUGCCCACCAGGAGCCACCCCCGGCUGCGGUCCAGCUGGUACCCAAGCACCUGAAGCCUCAAAGCUGGAUUCGGUCACAAGAUCCCUCCUCUCCUUGGGUCCGCUCAGCCCUUUCCCCCCCAUCAAUGGCUGUUCCCCACAACUGGGGCACCUUUGGAGUCAGAAGAACCCCCACUCACACUGGGAAUAGCCCCCUUGCUCUUGUGGAAUCCAUGUGUCCGUCCAUCCACCCAACCGUCCAUCUGUUCAUUCUUGUCCCCAGUUGACCGCCUGGUGCCACUAGCUGGCUGGGCAUGCCCACACCCACCUGGGUAACCUCCCAUGGCAGCCUCCGCCCCUGCCACACACCCCCGACGCUGGCCCAGGGUGUGAGGGCUGUGUGGGCUGGGGCGACAGGACUCUCGUCCCCGGCCUGGGUCCCCCCACAUGCAGUACUGUAUCCCCC